Messenger RNA from Mesitornis unicolor (brown roatelo), 1082 nucleotides. RefSeq names its product ELMO/CED-12 domain containing 2 (gene ELMOD2). The transcript is spliced from 8 exons. Lineage: Eukaryota; Metazoa; Chordata; Aves; Mesitornithiformes; Mesitornithidae. The record is from RefSeq and is a predicted model, not a curated record. Gene Ontology annotation, cellular component: membrane. Bases 1 to 894 code for a protein of 297 amino acids. Gene Ontology annotation, molecular function: GTPase activator activity.
AUGUUCGUGCGCUUGUUGGGGUUCCUAUACAGCACCUACUUUCGGUUUUGGGUGAAGUGGAUCUUCAGGCUGCUGACGGGGAAAUGCGAGUUACAGCGCCUCUUGGAUGGCCCCAAGGCGGGCGCGCAGAGGACGCUGAGCAUAGAACAUUCACUGGCAUCAUCAAAGAAUAAGGUUUUAAGAAAUUCUGUACAUGCUGAUGAAGCUGAGGUGGAGAAAUGUGUCAGAGAUGUAAUGAAAGAAAAGAAAAUUGAACAGAAGGAUGCAGGGUUUAAAACAAAUCUGCGUAUAUCCUUACUGCAAAUAACAGGUUAUAAAAAGCUAUACUUGAACGUGGAAAAUUUGAGGAAGGUCCCAUAUGAUUCAGAUAAUGAAGAACAUGAGGAACAGUUAAUUGAGCUUUGGAAUUUGCUGAUGCCUCAUGAGAGUCUGAAGGCCAGAAUCACCAAGCAGUGGUGUGACAUUGGCUUCCAAGGUGAUGAUCCCAAAACAGACUUCAGAGGAAUGGGCCUGCUGGGAUUGGUGAAUCUGGUGUAUUUCAGUAAACAUUACACCAAUGAAGCUCGUCAGAUCCUCUCUCGUUCAAAUCACCCAAAGCUGGGAUAUUCUUAUGCAAUAGUUGGGAUCAAUCUGACAGAAAUGGCAUACAGCUUACUUAAGAACGGUGCUUUGAAGUCUCAUCUGUACAAUGUGGUCUCUGGAUUGCCGCAGAUGGAGCACUUCCAUCAGUUUUACUGUUAUCUGGUUUAUGAGUUUGACAAGUUCUGGUUUGAAGAAGAACCAGAAAGCAUCAUGCACUUCAACCAAUACAGAGAGAAAUUCCAUGAAAAAAUUAAGGGACUUCUACUGAAUUGCGAUGUGAUACUAACCUUGCAAAGUACAAAGAAACCUUAACUCCUCUGCACUCUGAGGUUCUGCAUAAGAAAUGGAAUUAUGCAUUUGGAUGGAAGUUUUGCAUGUUUCACCAAAAACUGUUUAACAGUAGAACUUUUUUACAUUAAAAAAAAAUCAAAAUUCAGUUAAGAAAGCUUGGACAAUCAACCUCUGUUUACAGGUCUUCAUAUGCUAUUCUCCAAAGGACA